CGCUUCGUUCUGAGGAAACGAGAACGGGCUGGGGGCCUUAGCGGGCACACGCCGCGCUCCGCAGCGCGGGGGAAGCGGGGGGGAAAUUAUGAUAGCCUACAGACCAGUCCUAACAGAAGGAAGAAAACUAUAGUUGCUCACAGAUGCUUCUCAUCAGAAUGAAACUCCUACAGCUACUGGCUCGGAAAUCUGAGAAACUGGAAAUGCUUUUUCAGCCACAAUUUUACCAAAAGCAGUUCCCAUAUAUGUGUCUGGCUACCUCUGCUCAUCUUUAUAGCAAGAAGAAAAAAGCAAACAGUUAUGAACAAGUUGACCAGGAAAAAUACAAAAGCUUGGUAUGCUCUGUUACAUCUUACAAAGCCAGUGCUCAAACACCAGAGACAAUAUUUGAAGAAGACAAUUUAUUAUAUGGACAACCGCUUAAACGUAAAUCUUCAAAUAAAGUUGAAACAAAAACUCCUAAGAAUUGGGUUUCUCUAAUAAAUCCCAAAAAGACAAUUUCGCUUGUGAGCAGCAAUUCAAACCGCCCCAUGAAAAUUGCUUUACAAAAAAACAAAAUACCCAGUGUUACCCGUAUUCUUCAACAGACCAUCUCUCCACAGCAGGCCUUUUAUCUAGAAAGAUGGAAGCAAAAAAUGAUACUGGAACUUGGGAAAGAUGGUUUUGAAGAGUAUACUAAAAAUCUUUUCCUCCAGGGAGAGCUUUUUCAUGCAGCUUUGGAAUCUAUAUUUCUGCCUGAAGAGAUGGCUGUUAAGGAGCAAGGAGAAGACUCUGCUGUUUCUGGCUACCUAUCAAGCGUGCAACAUGUCCUAAAAGAUAUCAGUGAAGUUAAAGCUCUGGAAAGUGCAGUUCAGCAUGAAACUCUUCAGUAUCUGGGCCUGGUAGACUGCGUGGCUAAGUAUCGAGGACAGUUAUGUGUGAUUGACUGGAAGACAUCAGAGAAACCAAAGCCAUUUCUGCAGAAUACUUUUGACAACCCACUGCAAGUUGCAGCAUAUAUUGGAGCCAUAAAUCAUGAUGCCAAUUAUGACUUCCAGGUUCAUUGUGGACUCAUUGUGGUUGCCUAUAAGGACGGCUGCCCCGCACAUCCACAUUUCAUGGAUCCAGAUCUUUGCUCACAGUACUGGAAUAAGUGGCUUUUGCGUCUUGAAGAAUACAUGGACAGAAACUGACCCAAACUAAGCUAUGCAGAGGCAAGUGAUCUGAGCACAGAGCCGAAGCACAAAUCUUUUGUUUAAGUCUUUAUUUAGUAAUUCUGUUCUUAGUAACUCGAGUUAGCAUCAAUCAUUUUUUCCCCUUAAAAAAAAAAAGAAAGAAAGAAGAAAAAUCAGAAUGGGAAAUGCACACUUGUCUAAGUUGUAGGAGACUUCAGUGGACGUGGCAAGACAGAGCAGAACCUGCAUCAUCCCUAUAUCUUUCCCUCCCUGUCUAUACAAUUUGAAGUUGGUAGGAAGGUUUAUACAUCAGUUAGCUAGAUGAAGUAAAACUGUUCAAUCGUCCUCCUUUUGUUUUCAAGAAAAAGCUGAGACUCUGAGAAUGAAAAAUAAAUGAAUAUUGUUGACUGGGUUUCAGUCAAGGUAGAUCUUGCCCAUUUCAAAGAUAUCUAUUAACAGGCCUGUUACUGUUUGUGUUUUUUCUUACAGCAACAAAUGCAAAACUUGCACUAUGAACUACAACCAAAGCUCACAUAAGUACUUAUUUUAAAUAUUACAAAAAAAGUUGCUUGUUUAACAGAAGUGGCUUAGGAGCAGAGGAGCAGAAUUGUAACUGAUACACAUAGAAAUUUCUAGCAUGUGUUUUAAAAGACAGGAAGUUUUAUUACUUCUGGUAGCUCCUGCAGGUUCCAAAACAGGCUGUGUAAAAAGCCCAUGGGCUAAGGAAGAGAAAUGUGAAAAUGUAAAUGGGCUGCGUGCCUUUGGUGGUGGGCUGAUAAUGGACACUGCGCAGGGCAAGUCUGCAACUAUUUUCAGCUUUCCUGACUUUCUUGUGAGUCUGAGCAGACGAGGAGCCUACCCAUGCAGAACUAUUUCUAGUGACAGGUUUAAGCAUUUUCCAGUGCAAGUGGAUUUCUUUGCAGUCACAGAUUUCUGUGACUUUGAAGCUGGGCAUUCUGAAAAGCACUUUUUUUUUUUUUUUUGAGAUUGCCUUUGUUUUGUUGUUUAAAAUAACGUGAGGAAUAAAUGUUCUAAAACAGAGGAGUUAAUUUGAAGCUUGUUUCAUACAGUCAAGUUUACAGACAUAGAAUAAGUCAUGAUGUCAGGUGACAACACUUUGUGUGUUACAUCUGGAAAAACUUUUCCUCAUUCUCUUUAUUUUCUCUGAUUUACAUGCACGAGUUUUCAUAAUAUCGCUGCAGAUUACAUAUAGAAAUACAACUGACUUACAGGCUUCAAGAAAAUCAGCCAGAACCAUACCUAAAAAAAUAAUGAGCAAGCUUGCCGCAGAAGGAAUGUAAGCCUGUGUUGUGUUUGAUACUCGACUCUUGUAGAGUACUGAACUGUGAACACUUGCGCAAUAAAGCUUUGCUGGUUGUGCCGGUCCGUGCUUAUUCAAACCACGAUGUGGUGACGGCAUGAUUACUCUGAGCUUAAUUAGAUUUCUAAGGAGACAAACAUGGAGACUGAGAAACUGGGUUCAUAGAUGACUAAUUGUAACGAAGCAGUGUGAAUACUCAGUUCUACCUGUUUGGCAAGUACAUCUCCACAUCACAGGAUUUGAGCAAGUGGGUAGGUCAGUGCCAUUGGAGAUGGUCAGUUAGACAGCUCUGUGGAUGCAAAGAAGGGCAGCAUAAGUGAGAGAGACGAUGCUUCGGGCUGAAGUAGGCAGUGAUAAAAUGUUCUGAACUCUGUGUUGAUUAGGAUUGGAUAAAUAAAAUUGAGCAACGUUGGGAUGGGAUUGCCUCCUGCAUCAGUGCAUCAGACAGCCAUUAGAUGUCCCUUAGCUUUGUAAGUUUUCAUCCUCACCCUGCUUCCUACUGAAUGAGGCCUAGUUGAGCCUGGGCAGCAUAGGCAUCUGUUGGCUUCAUCUGUGUUCAUUUGUUUAUUACAAAAGCCUUUGAGGAAGGUUGCCAACUUCAUUAGCAGUGCCAGUUUGUAAACCUAUUUUUAAGUCUUGGAUUAAUUUGUAACAUCAGAGAGUCAGGGGAAGGUAGACAGUAUCAGUGGAAGUUACUCAUGUCUAGCACUUCUGAAAGCCUGGCUGCCUCAGGCAUCCCUAUAGGAGUUCUCAAACUACUAAAGAGGUAAAGGUGUUGCCAGUUUUGUCCCAUAACAAGCUAUUGCCAGUCCCAUGCAAACUCAGACCCACUUUGUCACCAGUUUAGCAUUGCUUCUCAGACUGUUAAAUUGACAUGCCCAAGGCGUCUGCUACAGGGAGUAUCUGUCCUCUGUAGAAAAACCUGUCAGACAGUUCAGGGCAGUUACUGCAACUGUAGUGUCAAGUUUGUUGGAACUUUGCUAUCCAUCCAGGGCAGUUUUGCUUCUGUGUACUGAUACACACUACAUUAUUCUUUUGCUGUGAAUGCUUUCUUUGUCUAAAAUCACAUAGAUGACCCAC
Messenger RNA from Centrocercus urophasianus (Greater sage-grouse), 3555 nucleotides. RefSeq names its product mitochondrial genome maintenance exonuclease 1 (gene MGME1). The transcript is spliced from 5 exons. The record is from RefSeq and is a predicted model, not a curated record. Gene Ontology annotation, cellular component: mitochondrion. The coding region runs from base 144 to 1172 and encodes 342 amino acids. Gene Ontology annotation, molecular function: single-stranded DNA exodeoxyribonuclease activity. Gene Ontology annotation, biological process: mitochondrial DNA replication. Lineage: Eukaryota; Metazoa; Chordata; Aves; Galliformes; Phasianidae.